AUGAGUGAGAAAAAAAGUGUGGUAUAUAAAGGAAAAGGUUAUAUAUUAAAAAGAGCUAAUAAGGAAUAUAUAUACCAAAACAACACAAAAAAAAAAAUAUAUAUUGAAAAGAAAAAAAAUAAUAUUUUCAAUAAAUUUAAACCAGUUAUAUUACCAUUACUAAAUCAAAAUAAUAAAAUAAGGAAUAAUGAUACUUUGAAGAACGAUAUAAAUUUACUAAAUGAAAGUGAAAUAAAUAGUUAUUUAUUAAGAAAUAAAGCAUUUAGAUUAACGUGGUCAUGUAUUAUAGAAAAAAUUCAAAAAGAAAUAAAUAUAGAAAUAUCUAAAAAUUUGAAUAAUGUUUUCGAAGAAAUAUACUUAUAUUCUAUAUCGAAUAAUGAAUAUCUUCCUUUAAUUUUAGUAACAUCAGGAACAAAUGUUGCUGACCAUGAAAUAAUUAUUGAUACAUUAUCUUACGAAUUAAAAAAAUGGAAUUACAAGAAAAGAACAGAAAGUGAUCAUGAUAUGAGUAUUAUGGAUGUAUUAAAUGAAAAAAAGAAAAAAAAAAAAAUAAGUUUAAAUAAUGAUGAUGAAAAUGAAAAAGAAAAUAAUGUAUUAAUUAACAAGUUAAAUAACAAGAGUGAAAAUAAAUAUUUAAAUAAUGAUAUAUCUGAUGAUAAUGAUAUAUAUGUAUGUUCGAUUAAUUCAAGCACUUCUAAUAAUAUAAAUUUGGCUAUAUAUAAUAUAUAUGACCAAUUAUAUAAAGAGUAUAAAAUGAGAAGUACUACAAAAAAAAAAUAUAAGAAAUCCAUCAGCAAGGGUAUUUAUAGUAAUGAUUCAAGAAACAAUGUAAGAAGAAAUAAUAGUAAUUCAUGUAACAUUACGAAAAAUGAAAAUAAUGUUUCCUCUAUUUAUGUACAUAAAGAGGUAAUAGAUGAUUAUUCUUUAAAUAGAAAAAUGGUAAGUAUAGAUAAAUUAAUUGAAUUAUACAAAAAUAUGAGUGAAAUUAAUAAAAAAGAAGAGGAAGAAGAAGAAAAUUCUGAUUAUGAUAAUGAUUUAUCAUCCAUUUAUGAAGAAAUCAAACGAAAUAAUGAAAAUUCUCUUGAUAAUUAUGGAAAAUUGGGAUUAUAUAACAAACAAAAUAAUUAUUUCAGUGAUGGUAGAAAAAAAGUAAGAAUAAUUAUUUUAAUACAUGAUUGUGAAUAUUUUAACAUUAAUAUAUUAAAUGGAAUCUUAAAUGUUCUCAUAAAUUUACGAAUAGAUAAUAAACUUUGCUUAAGUGUAAUAUUAGGAGUGUCUACACCUUCUUUUUUUUUUAAUAGAAUAACUACACCCGAUACACAAAGUAAAUUAAGAAUUAAAACUGUAGAUAUAUUGAACAAUAAAUUAAUAUGUGAAAAUAUUUGCAACAGUUUAUUAUUUGAGAAUAUUUUGCCUUUUAUAAUAAGUUUCAGGACUAUGCAUACUAUAAAAUUAUUGCUACAUAAAAAUAAUCAAUCAAUUAGUCAUUUAAUUCAUAUUCUAUAUAUUUUAACUAAGGAGUUUUAUGAUAAUAACAUGUUUUCCUUUUUAUCAUUACCUAUGAAUUAUUAUUUAAGUGUAUAUGAAAAUUGUGAUAAUGAAGAAAUCAUCACAGAUUAUUCUCCUUAUACUUUUGUGCGCUCUCAUAAGAAAUCAUUUUCAAAUUAUUCAAAAUAUGAUAUAAGGAAAUUACAUAAAAAAAUUAUUUCUUUAUGUUAUUCAGCCAAUUUAUACUAUAGGCACUUAUCUUACAUUAAAAAGAAAUAUUCUUCUAUCUUAGUAGAAAACUAUUUUAAUUUACAUGGAAAAGAUUCCAUUAUACAUACACCAACAAAUUCAGAUAAUGAUUAUGAAGAUUUUACAUUAAAAAAAAACUCAGUGAAAUAUCAAAAACAAAGCAAAAAGGAUAAAGAUGAUUUUUUAAAAAAUAAUGAAAAAAAUUUUAAAAAUUGUUACAUUAAUACAAAUAAUAUGAGAUAUGAAAAAGAAAAUGAAAAAAGUAAUUUAUCUAUUUUGAAAUCAAGAAGCUCCAUUUUAAACAAAAAUGAAGUAUUAUCUAACAUAAAUUCUAGUAAUUACAAAAACAGGAAAAUUUCAGAACCAACUAAAGAAAAAAGAAAAUUAAGUAAUAAUUAUAGUGUAAAAGGAAGUGCUGUACAGGAAAUGGAAUAUAAAAUAAUAAAUAAUGGAUAUAUAAAGGAAAGAGAAAGUGUUAACACGAUGAAAAGUGAAUAUAAAAAUAAUGAAAAUAACAUGAUAAAGGGACAGGUGCAUGAAAUUAAAAAAGAAAUAAAGGAAAAUAUCAAAAAAAAAGAUGAUUUUUUUGACAGAAAUUUAUACGCUUGGCAAUUUAAAGCGAAUACUAUAAAUUGGUGGUUUGAUCAUCCUUUUAAAGAUUUAGUUUAUUUUUAUGAAAAUUUUAAAUUAAAAAACAAUUUAAAAAAUGAAAUUAAUAAAUUAUUAGAUAUGGAAGGUAAAGGUACAAAUAAUUUACAUGAUAUAAAUAAUGUAAAAGAAAUUAAUAAAAAUUUAUGUGAAGUUUCUUUGUCUAUAUCUAUAUUACAACUAAUUGAAAGAAAGUAUGCUUUUAAUAUAGCUAUCAAUUUAAUUAAUAUCAUAAUAAAAUCUAAAUCUGAAUAUAAUAAUUCUUUGAAGAGAACGGAGUAUUUUCGAAAGCUAUUUGAAAAUUAUGAAAAAAUUAAGUGGCAUGAAAAUAAAAACAUAUUAUACAUAGAAGAGAUUUAUAAAAUUGUAGAAAAUGAUAUAAAAAAAUGCAUUAAUUUUUUAAUAGAUAUUAUAACCCCAUAUUAUUUUAAAAAUCAAGAAGUAUUACUAGAAAUAUUAAAGGAAUUUAAAAAAUAUUACACUAAGAUUUACGCCAUUGUAUAUAAUUUAGAAGAUUAUUUAUAUUUAUUAAAAGAAAAAGAAAAAGAAAAAGAUAAAGAAAAUUUUAUGAAUGACGAUUUUUCAAAAAACUAUUCUUCUUAUUCUGUUUCUUUUUCUAUAUAUUAUUCUCUUUUUUUUAAAUUGGAUGAUUUAAUAGAAAUGCUCAGAAAGUAUAUUAAUAAAAAGAACCAUUUCAGUUUAUCACAAAAUAAUAACAGUAAAAAUAAUUCUGAAAAAAAAAAGAUGAAUAUUAAUUCUGAGUUCAAUGAAUUUACUGAAUACGAGAGUACAAGUGAAGAUGAAAGAGAACAUGAAAAAGAACGUGAUAAUGAGAAAUUAAAGGGGAAAAAAAAAGAAAAAAAGAAUAAAAAAGCUUAUAAAAGAUAUUUGACAAUAGAAAAUUCUACUUUAAAAAAAGAAUUGUGUGAAAAUAAAGAAAUAAAUUUUGGGGAUAUAUCUGAUUGUAUGAAUCUUUUUAUUCAUGAUUAUUUAUAUUUAUUACUUCUUCCCCCGGUAUAUUAUCAUCCAUUAGCAUAUGAAUUAAUAAUACAUAAGCCUGAUAAAGAUUUUACUGAUAUUAUGACAAGAGAUAUAAAAUCUGAAUUGUUAUCAACAUUAUGUUAUACUAAUCCAUAUAAAACAGGAAACCUAAUGUGUUCUUGUUGUUUUUCUUCUGAAAAUCCGACGGAUUCAGAUUUUAAUACUAACAUUGUUUGUGAUAAUAAAAUUUAUUUAAAUCCUUAUUAUGAUAAUAUAUCAACUUUAGAGGAUUUAGUAAACAUAUACAGAAUUUAUGAAAGAUGUAAUAAAACCAUUGAUCUUUAUAAUUUCUUUAUUUCUUUUUUAAAUAUUAAAAUAGAUAAAUUUUUAGGAUAUUCUAUAGAAAAUGGAGAAGAAAAAAAUAACCCUAAAGAUAAUGAUGAUAAUAAUUUAUGUACAGAAAUGCUUCAGGAAUAUUAUUUAAAAUUUAUUAUAGCUAUCAGCGCCUUUUGUUCUUUUUUUAAAAUAUUAAAACCCCCUAAUGUUUCAGCUCUUUUAAAUUAUGAUGAUAAAGAAAAUUAUACUUCUAAUAAUUCCGAUUCCAAUGUUACAGAAAAUUCUGAAGAAUCUAUCAUCAAAUUUUUGUCUGAUAUUAAAAAAUCAUUACAAGGAUGUACCAGCAAAAAAUUAUUAUUUGGUAAAUUAUAUUACAAUCAAACCAUUAUAUCAAGAGAAUUUUAUUUACAAAAAAUGAUACAGCACAAUUCCGAAUAUAAAAGAGAAAUUCAUUGUUCUGAAGAUAUGAAAAGAAGGAAAAAAAAAACUUAA
This is a messenger RNA of Plasmodium relictum, 4194 nucleotides long. Its product is annotated as conserved Plasmodium protein, unknown function. The record is from RefSeq and is a predicted model, not a curated record. NCBI's taxonomy places the organism in Eukaryota, Apicomplexa, Aconoidasida, Haemosporida, Plasmodiidae. Bases 1 to 4194 code for a protein of 1397 amino acids. The transcript has a single exon.